This is a messenger RNA of Cantharellus anzutake, 1067 nucleotides long. RefSeq names its product Fcf1-domain-containing protein. Bases 1 to 951 code for a protein of 316 amino acids. Gene Ontology annotation, molecular function: small ribosomal subunit rRNA binding. The transcript is spliced from 4 exons. NCBI's taxonomy places the organism in Eukaryota, Fungi, Basidiomycota, Agaricomycetes, Cantharellales, Hydnaceae. The record is from RefSeq and is a predicted model, not a curated record. Gene Ontology annotation, cellular component: small-subunit processome; nucleolus.
AUGCGUGAACGGCGCGCGAAAAUAUACAAGAAGAUCAUGAACAUGUACCGCCAGUACUUUGGCUUCCGUGAUCCGUAUCAAGUUCUGACUGAUUCCACAUUCUGCAUUCACGGUUAUCACACGCAGUACAACUUGCAAAAGUGUGUUGAAACCGUACUUCGAGGGGACGCACGGCUAAUGAUAACUAGAUGCAGCAUGGCUCGACUUUAUCGGUUGGGAGAUAAGGGACAGGGACAACCCAUCAUACGCACUGCAAAGGGAUUCGAACUAUGGAGAUGCGAUCACCAGACGGCAAUCAAUGAAGAUGAAUGUAUUAAGAGUAUCAUUGGCACAUCGAAUGAACGGCACUGCUGUGUUGCAACCGUAAACAAAGAAUUGUUCGUGGCUCUCAGGCGUAUUGCAGGGGUCCCAGUGAUCCACUUUAAUAAACAUGCAAUGGUGUUGGGACGCCCAAGCAAUGCCACGCUCUCUCUCGCAGUUUAUGAUGAAAGUGGUCUGAGGGCGAGUGAAGCAGAGCUCGCGAUGAUCUCUAGGAGCAACAAGCCCCAAGAACUUGAAGAAGAACGACGCAAAGUAGCGACUCCCAAAAAAGCGAGCAACAACAACAAAAAAACGCGAAAGCCAAAACUCAGACCAGCACCACGUCCAUCAGUGAAAACCGAGAAAGACGGUACAUUUAACAACAACAACACCAAUGGUCUUAACCCAUCCGACGCGAAGCACGAAACAGUUCGUCUUAGCCAAAAGCGCCCAUUGUCACCAGACACCGAUGAGGAUGAAGGCACAGGCAAGGAUGCAGGCGAGGGUGGAACGAAAGAGGAGGAGGGCGAGGUAGCGGGCAGCGGCACUAGGGCUCGUAGAGGUCAUCGAAAAAAGCAUCGACGUAAAGGAAAAGGGCCUCGAGACGCUACAACGCCCAAUGUUGACGAAAAGGCAUCCGGGGCAAGUUGAGUGAGUGGAAGGCCUUCAACAACUGGCUUUCUCGUGUUUUCAUACUGGACAGUAGCAUAAUAUGCAGACAUUCACCCCCCGCCCCCGCCCCCCAACACACACACACCAUCAACGGG